AGUAAUGGCAGGGCAUCAGUGGCAGUGCAAGAAAAGAGGGAGAGAGUUUUCAUCGGGAAGGUAAAGCCCUUUCCUCUGUAUCUUCUUGCCUCAAAACACACCAAAUAUCAUCAUCUACCACCGCACGCUCCCUCUCUCCUCACCAAGACAAAGACAAAGACAAAAGACAGAGAUAAAGAGUAGUAAUUAAUGCAGAGCAGUGUUCAAUAAUCAGAAAGUUAUAAGAACACUCAUUUUCCAAAGGAAACCCUGGUGAGCAGGGUCAGCCAGGCUUUGGCAGACCAAAAAAAAUACCAAGAGAGUAAAACCCACAAACCCACCCCCCCAAAUCCAUCUGACUACACACACUCUUCACUACUUGUCUUGUAUUACACUAUUUAGGAUUUCCUGUAAAAAGCCUGAUUCUUGUGGCAUAAAUCUCGGGAGAGCACUCACUGGUGUUUAUUUACGCCUUUAUUUAUAGCAAAAUUGAUUGAUUGCGUAUAGUAUAAGAGAGAGAAGAGAAAGAAAUGCCAAAUAUAAGAAGAUAGUGAGAGAGAGAGAAAGAUAAUGGAGGGUGGUUCGAGUAGCACUUCUUCUUGUAUGGCACCUUUUGGACACAACAACAACACCAGUACGAAUGGAGUUGGAGUUGGAGGAGGAGGAAUAUCUCCAUUCAUGAUGAUGCCUCUCAUGACUACUUCACAUCAUCUCAAUCAUCAUCAGCAUCAGCAACAUCAACAUCCAGACUCAAAUACCCUAUUUUUUCCUCUUCUUCCUUCCACCAACAAUCAUCAAGAGAUCAGUUACUUCAUGGAGAACAACAACAUCAACAGUGACACUGAUUCUUCAGUGAGGGCUAAGAUUAUGGCUCAUCCUCACUACCACCGCCUCUUGAAUGCCUAUGUUAAUUGUCAAAAGGUUGGAGCACCACCUGAAGUGGUAGCAAGACUAGAAGAAGCUUGUGCAUCUGCAGCGGCGGUAGGUCCAACCGUUACUGGAUGUAUCGGUGAAGAUCCAGGUCUUGAUCAGUUCAUGGAGGCUUAUUGUGAGAUGCUGACCAAGUAUGAGCAAGAACUCACUAAACCUUACAAGGAAGCCAUGCUUUUCCUUCAAAGGGUGGAGUGCCAAUUCAAAGCCCUCUCACUUUCCUCUUCUACUUCUGCUGCUGCUUCUGGAGAGGCACUUGAGAGGAGCGGAUCUUUGGAAGAAGAGGUGGAUGUGAACAACAGCUUCAUAGAUGCCCAAGCAGAUGAGCGUCAAUUGAAAGGCCAACUUUUGCGGAGGUACAGUGGAUAUUUAGGUAGCCUAAAGCAGGAGUUCAUGAAGAAAAGGAAGAAAGGGAAGCUGCCUAAAGAAGCCCGGCAACAGUUACUGGAUUGGUGGAGCAGACAUUACAAAUGGCCUUAUCCAUCGGAGUCACAGAAACUAGCCCUAGCGGAGGCAACGGGGCUGGAUCAGAAGCAAAUAAACAACUGGUUUAUUAAUCAAAGGAAACGGCACUGGAAGCCUUCAGAGGAUAUGCAGUUUGUGGUGAUGGAUCCAACCCAUCCUCACUACAAUUACAUGGACAAUGUUUUAGGCAACCCAUUUCCCAUGGAUAUCUCUCCCACUCUACUUUGAACAUCAAUAUAUAUAUAUAUAUAUAUAUAUGCUACUGUGCCUUUAUAGAUCCCCAUAUGUAUUAUUUGACAACUAUAUGUGAUGUUGUCAUUUAUACUUAAUUGUAUCUAGUGCGGAGGCUAUAUCUAUUUGAUGUGUAAUCAGAUUGAUGAUGAAAUUAGUUAGUUGUUCCUUUUAAAAA
Tripterygium wilfordii is the source of this 1783-nucleotide messenger RNA. Its product is annotated as homeobox protein SHOOT MERISTEMLESS-like. Lineage: Eukaryota; Viridiplantae; Streptophyta; Magnoliopsida; Celastrales; Celastraceae. Gene Ontology annotation, biological process: regulation of DNA-templated transcription. Bases 550 to 1602 code for a protein of 350 amino acids. The transcript is spliced from 4 exons. Gene Ontology annotation, cellular component: nucleus. The record is from RefSeq and is a predicted model, not a curated record. Gene Ontology annotation, molecular function: DNA-binding transcription factor activity, RNA polymerase II-specific; DNA binding.